GCGUUGGAGUUGUUGUCGCGUGUUUUUGUUUUCGCCUAGUUGGAAUCAUAUUUCAGUGCCAUGAGCUUAGUUAACAGCACAAAGCGAGCUGUUGUGUCCACUUUGGUAGCUUGAGUUAGUUUGGGAGCCUACCAGGCAAAUCGUACUUGGCCGGAGUACCGUGUAACCUGUUAUGACUCGGUGCCUGACUACUUGUUCUGUCGAGAUCAUGCGCCCAGAGCAGUACGAUAUUCCAUGUGGUGACGAGGACGAAGAGUAUGAUGAUGACUUUGACGACGACGACGAGCUUGACGGAUACGAUGGUUUUAGUGAUCUCGACGAUGGGGAGAUUGAAGACGGUCGACCAGUCGCAUACCACGGAAACGGGUUGGACGAUGAACGGGCGAGAAACGUUUCGCGGCGUCAUCGGUCGAUGAGUGAAGGGAGCGAACUUAUCUUGGAAGCUGGUGAUGAUAAUCGGCGAGAUCACCAUAACCAAUUGGAACGGAAGAGACGUGCAAGCAUCAAGACUAGCUACAACGACCUCAGAGAAGCUAUACCCAGCUUGCGUGGUUCCAAGGCUUCGCGCGCGGUGAUCUUGCAGCGUGCCGUUGAGUGCAUCGAGGAAUUAGUCAAAAGAAAUCGCGACCACACACACUGUGUGGAAACUCUUAGACGCCAGAACGAUCUUUUAGAUUCACGGGUACAAGAGCUUCAGCGUACGGUUCAACGACUGGAAGGAGAGGAAGCAGCCACAGCCUCACUCCCUCUUGGUACAACUAUCGGGCCUCCAACGAUGAAUGGAACUUUGAGGCUCUACUCAGGGACUCUUGCUGCCUCUGGUUCAUCUGGAUCUUGCUCCUCCAGUUUGCCCAUCUAUCGGCUGAUGCCUCAAGAUUCAAGUGACCGAAGGACCAUACUCCGUUUUUACGGAUGUCUUCAAGUCAAAACCAACCUGUCGGUAACCUCAACUUUCCGUGUCUUACUGCUCGCGACACAGAGGGUUUUUCACGCUAUUCCAAAGCCUUUGAAUGCCAUCUCCCACUACAUACGCAAACCGUUGGUUAGGCCACUGUGCCUUUCCAUGAAUGAACAAGUUCCCCAACUAAUCGCGGAGCAAACCAAUUCGCCGAACAUUGACACUGUUUAUGUCUACCGUUCGAGCAAUUCGGGUGACAGUCGCAUUGAAUUUGAGCUAUAUGUCACACUCUCCUCUCCUAACAAUUGGAGUACCCGGAUACGGCUGAACAGAUUGAGUUCGGAAUCGGUAUCCUCAUUUCUUGAUCGGCUCACUCUUUCUGUUCUGAAAGCUUUUCAACAUAAGCUGAGAAAAAAAUCUUCAAAGCUGUCUGACUGCUCCACAGAUCUGUCUCAAUUUGGUGCAUUUAAAGCAGAGCUCCUCAAAUCGCCUUCUACCGAUAGUAACCCGAUGCUAACUCCUUCGCAUGUGGAUGAAACACUGUGUUUGGAAGAGGUGUUUUUCGCUUUCCCAUCGUCUACCAAUCCCGCUGGAGAUUUAACGUUUUGGCUUCGUCUCAUUGGCCCGUCUCAAGAAAUGAAAUUGUACAAAGUGGUUCGCAAUCCCGCCCGUGUGAUCAACUGCCGUUUACGUACUCUACCAAUGGUUGGAUGUCCUCUUGUCCCCUUUCUUGAAACGGAUAAUGCUAGUUUAACGCGAUCUGAGUUUUUAUGGUUCCUCACCCGUUCUACAAAAUGGCCCACUAAACCUUGCCACACUGGUUUGAUAUUCACGCCCGGCCCGGAACACUUGGGGUGUCGCGUUCGAUUAAACGUGCGUCCACGCGAUGAGGCAGGUCAACCAGGUAUUCCGUUCGGUACUUCAAACCAGUGGCAAUGUUACGGAGACCCUGUGGAAUGCGCUUGGCCCAUCACUGAAGGUCCGAAGCAAGUGUUGCAUGCGGAAAGGUUAAAAGCUGUCGGGAAGCUGACGUCUCCGAGAGAAUUUCGAGUGCUCAGUUACAACCUACUCGCAGACAUGUAUUGCUCCAUGGAAGGUGGGCGACGCAUCUUUCGCCACUGUCCCGAGGAGUAUCUAGACAGGAGCUACAGACUACCUCUCUUGUUACGCCAACUCCUUUCCUUCAAUGCUGAUUUUCUCUGCCUGCAGGAGGUUGACGCGAGUGUAUUUCAUCGCUAUCUUGGACCUGCCUUGAGGUAUUCGUGUAACAUGGAUGGGUUGUACUUGCCGAAACGAAAGUUCUCACAGGACCAAGACGGUUCAUCCUGCACACCAGCAUCCUCAGAAGGGGAAAAGGGCGAAGGCUGUGCCAUUUUCUAUCGCACUGACAGGUUCAAGUUGAUUGAAGAGAACCAUGUGCCAUCUUUGAUGCUCUACGCUGAAACCAAUCCAUUUGUGAGCGAAUUACUCAAGCGUCCUUUGCACCCCUCCAUCGCCUUGGAUCCCACACAGCAAAUAGAUGCAUGUGAUCACGAUCGCCAGUGUUCAUAUUCGCAAUGCCUGGCGGCUGCUCUCUUUCGGAUACUCGACGCUGAAAAUGGAACUGCCUGCACCACCAGUGCGCCAAUUCUCAUUGGGAGCACACACUUUUAUUUCUCUCCGACUGCUGACUUUUGGCGUUACAUACAAGCAUGUGCCGUGCGUCAGCAUCUAAACGAUGUGGCCAAUAGGGCGCAUUGCCAGUUGGGUCUUCCAGUAAGCAUCAUCCUGUGCGGUGACAUCAAUCAACGUCCGCAUGGACCUGCGUUUAACGCAUUACUGGAUGACGCCCACGGUUUGCAAGCUUCCUCCCUCCCUCUCCGAUUAUCCUCGGCGUACUCAUACGAUUCGGAAUCGUUCACCAACUGGGUUCCUGGCUUCAAGGCCUCGUUAGACGUCAUACUUUACAGCGCCGACUCUGGUCUUAAAUGCGUACGGACCUUACCGUUACCCAGACAGGACCAAAUCGUGCACACCCUUGAAGCACCUCCCGCAGCGAUGGAUAUGAGCUCGAAAGGCGAACCGGUAACCGGGUUAGAUGUGUAUGCCCUCCCGAACAAAGAAUUCCCCAGUGACCAUCUGCCUCUUUUGGCCGAUUUUCAUCUGUCCAAUUAAGGGCUUCGGCACUCCCACCACUUUUGUAUUGUGAUAUUUCCUACACUGUUACUGCGAAAAACAUCAUUGAAACUGAACACCUUUCUGUUAUACCUUUUCAAUAUAGAACAUUUCAUGUGAUAAGUGAGCGGGUCGAUCCGCCUAAACUCUUUCUUCC
This is a messenger RNA of Dicrocoelium dendriticum, 3209 nucleotides long. NCBI's taxonomy places the organism in Eukaryota, Metazoa, Platyhelminthes, Trematoda, Plagiorchiida, Dicrocoeliidae. The record is from the annotation of a GenBank genome assembly.